AUGCCACCCAUCAACUCAAAGCGCUACAUUCUCAACGUCGUUGAUUUUGCCACCCGCUAUAUCGUGCCCGCAGCAGUUUCGUCCACGUCUACGGGCGACGUUAUCAAGCAUUUGCACAAUGUGUUCUACAUUUACGGCACGCCAGACCACUGCCUCUCGGACCAUGGCUCAGCCUUCGAAUCCAAUGAGUUCAAGCGCUUCAUGAGUCUUCAUUCAGUGGAGCUCCAUUUCACAACUGCCUAUCGUCCUGAGGGCAAUGGCUUAGUCGAGAGGAGCAAUGGAACUCUCCUGGCAGCUCUCCGCAAGAUCUGUGCAAUGGAACCACUGUCAUGGCCUACCAAACUUCAAGAGGCAGCAUUUGCAGUAAACACGUCCAUGAAUGCCAGCACGAACUUUACGCCAUUUCAGCUUCUCUAUGGCUACGUACCGAAGAUUCCACUCCAACAACAUCGUCCGUUCCAGCACUCCGCUCUUGCCGAGCGCAUCCUCGACACAACAGUGCAGCGCUCCGAAGCAGCCGCCAAUUCUGAAGCAGCUCAAAGUGCACGCAAAGAGCGCUACGACCGCAGCCACCGUUCUCACACCUUUACCGUCGGUGAUCUGGUCUGGGUGAGACGACAGGCUCCGGUUGCCAAUGAGAAAAUGGCACCUCGCUUCAAUGGUGUUUACCGCCUCAUCGAGCAGCUUACACCAUCCACAUUUAGGGCUUUACGUGUGUCAUGCUUGACAUCUCGUUUGGUUAAUCAACCACGAACGGUGCACGUGUCCCAGCUUAAGCCUUAUGUACCACCAGUUUCUCCAGUGACCGAGCAACAGCCCGCCGUCAAUGCAGAGCCCACGCCUGCCUCAGGAGCAAAUGUUGUCGCCUCUACAGAGCAGCAACAGCCUCAACGGCCUCAACGCACUCGAUGUCUACCGAGCCACCUCGACGGCUUUGUGCUCGAGUGA
This is a messenger RNA of Rhipicephalus sanguineus (brown dog tick), 948 nucleotides long. RefSeq lists its product as uncharacterized. The record is from RefSeq and is a predicted model, not a curated record. Gene Ontology annotation, molecular function: nucleic acid binding. The transcript has a single exon. Gene Ontology annotation, biological process: DNA integration. Lineage: Eukaryota; Metazoa; Arthropoda; Arachnida; Ixodida; Ixodidae. The coding region runs from base 1 to 948 and encodes 315 amino acids.